AUUAUCUUGGUAGAAUCUCUUUGCUCAUUGCUUUCCCGUCAAUUGGUUCUUCGAUGGACGACGAAUCAUCUAGCUCUGUUACAGAGACAUUGGUGGACAUCUUGCUAUGCUCAGUUCCUCCUAUCAUGGUCGGGCUUUUGAUUGGCUGGUCUUGGCGUCCGAGGUGGACCGGUUUGGUUUAUCUAGGUCUCCGUUCUAAGCUCCGUUUUCUAUGCACUGUUCCGCCCGGUUUCGGAGCUCGCCGUGUUUGGCUUGCUUUCACCGCUCUCUCACUGUGUCGCACUUUAUGGUCAAGGCUCGGUUCGAGUGACAAGAAACCAGAAGAUAGUGGUGAAACACAAGCUAUCUCAAGGGUUAGUGAUAAAGAAGAUAGAGAGAAAGAGCAGGAGAUUGUGAGAGAGAAGGAUCUAGAGCAUUUGCUGCAUCUGCUUGAAGCUGAAAAUGCUAAUAUGGAGUGGCAAUCUAUGAUGGACAAGUCUACUCCCAAUAUGAACUACCAGGCGUGGCGCCAUGAGCCUAAGACAGGGCCUGUUGUUUAUCGUAGUCGGACUGUUUUUGAGGACGCAACUCCAGACAUUGUUAGGGAUUUCUUCUGGGACGACGAGUUUCGACCUAAAUGGGAUCCUAUGCUUGCUUACUUCAAAACAUUGGAGGAAGAUCCUCAGACAGGAACAACUAUUGUUCACUGGAUUAAAAAGUUUCCGUUUUUCUGUAGUGACCGGGAAUACAUCAUUGGCCGGAGAAUAUGGGAAUCUGGAAACAAGUAUUAUGCUGUGACUAAGGGAGUACCGUAUCCAGCUCUACCAAAGCGUGAUAAACCGAGGCGAGUUGAGAUUUAUUUCUCGAGUUGGAUCAUCAAAGCGGUUGAAUCUCGAAAAGGGGAUGGACAAAUGUCAGCCUGUGAAGUCUCUCUUGUCCACUGCGAAGACAUGGGAAUCCCAAAAGACGUAGCAAAGUUGGGAGUCCGUCAUGGCAUGUGGGGAGCCGUCAAAAAGCUAAACUCCGGGUUAAGGUCUUACCAAACCGCUAGAAAAGCAGGGGCGGCUCUGUCAAGGAGCGCGCAAAUUGCGAGAAUCACUACGAAACUGAACAUGGAUGUGGCUGAAACAUCGAGGGUAGAUGAAGAAGAGAGAGGGAGAGACAUGGAGAACGCAAGGAGACCAAAGGAUCAGUUCAGUGUAGAUUGGAAGUUGAUCGUUGUAGGAGGAGUUGCACUGGCGUGUGGGCUUCAUUCAAGUGCUAUUGGCAAGGCCUUAAUGUUUGGAGCUGGGCAGAGACUUGCUCGUAGGUGAAAUCAUUGUCACAAUUUAGUUAUAUGCAUUCAUGCAUGGGUUGCAAAGAAAAAUAAUUUAGUUAUAUGCAUUCAUUUAUGGCUAAUGUUUUUUUCUUGCAACUACUUGAGAAGAGCAUAUCUAUCGUUGCAGGCA
Molecule: messenger RNA, 1427 nt
Organism: Brassica rapa (field mustard)
Lineage: Eukaryota; Viridiplantae; Streptophyta; Magnoliopsida; Brassicales; Brassicaceae
Molecular function (GO): lipid binding
Source: RefSeq, a predicted model, not a curated record